Messenger RNA from Mytilus trossulus (common blue mussel), 922 nucleotides. RefSeq lists its product as uncharacterized. The transcript has 2 exons. The record is from RefSeq and is a predicted model, not a curated record. The coding region runs from base 30 to 566 and encodes 178 amino acids. Lineage: Eukaryota; Metazoa; Mollusca; Bivalvia; Mytilida; Mytilidae.
UCUACGCAGCUCUAGUGAAUGUUGGAAGCAUGGGCAUUGUCUAUUCAUAUAUCUUGGAGAUUGAAGAUUCUUUUUAUUUGAAAGAAAAUCGUACAAUGAUGUCUUGGAAGGAUGCUAAACCACAAUUGAAAACCCUCUUUGAAGAUAAAUGUAAUUCCCUACACAGUUUCGAGUUAUUUGUUUGUCCAUACCCACCAAUUGAAAAGAAGGGCGUCCCCGCGAGCGAUGAUCAGAUUCAAGUAGUGAUUAUCAAGCUAGAAAAAAGUGAUGGUCCUCCAGAAGGUACGAGACCGAACUUGCACUUUAUUCAACCAGAGUGGAUACGUCCAGCCUUUACCGACGCGUGCGAUAAAAAUCCAGAGAUCAUACCAUUAAUGAUAUGCUUGAUGAUGAAUGCAACCCAGUGCAAAGAUGUUGUGAUGGAUGCUUGCGAAGCACUUGAUCCCUUGUCUGGUCUAGCGGUUUCAGGGGAGGUCAGAGUCAGUGAGUGCGCAAUGAAAGUUGAAAGUGCAGAUGAUAUGAUAAAGAAAAUAGAUGAUGUAAUAGAAAUGUUUCAAUUAAUUUGAAAAAAGAAAGCAAAUCAACUAACAACAACACCAUUUGCUGUGCGAUUCUCAAAAGAAUCCAAAGCAUACAUGGCAAUGCAAUAUAAUCGUCCAAGUAUGAUGAUAAUAAGCAACAUACUAAAGGGUACACCAGAAGCAGAUGCCACAUUAAAAAAAUUCCGAGAUACCAUGAUGGAUAAACAUAAAGGUCGUCCUCAUUGGGGUAUGAUACAAGACAUGGAUAAAGGUAAACUGGGAAAACUUUAUGAAAAAUCAGCUAUCGAGAAUUUCAAAAAUGCUUUGAUUAAAUUUGAUCCUAAAUGGUUCUUCAGCAACAAAUUUACAGAAACAGUGUUUGGUCACGUGAAAAAGAAGUG